GUGAAGAGGCUUUGAUCUCGUUGCCAUGGCAGCUGUCAGAAGCGCAGCGCAAACCGCAGCCUGCCUGGCGCGAGGCUUGUCCAACUCUAGUUAGAAAUGCUUAGCUUAACUAAUGAAUUCUAAUCAAGACUUACUGCUUGGAUGCCUUACUUCGCUUCGUUUAACCAUUUCAAUUUCGAAAGCGGCGGCUUGCAAUUAUGCUUUCCCUCUGAUAUUCAAAUAUAGCACUUUCUAAACUAGCGCGUGGAAUCACUAAGGAUGUCGCAGAGUUCAUAUGGGCAAAUGUGGAAUGCUGCUCAGGGAGCUUUGGAGGACCUUUUGGAGGAUGAAUAUCCCACAAUGCAGCUCCAUCCUCAAAAGGACCGUCUUCAGGUCUUCCAGACGCUGGCAACUUUCUACCUGCGCUACCUGAAGAUAUUCCGUGCCCUGGAGGAGGUUUAUGAUCAGAAUGUUCACCCCCAAAAGAGGCGUGUUGUGCACCAGGUUCUUGAGGGGGUGAUGGGACGACUUGUAGAGCUGAAGAAUGAGAUGGUGGAGCUGGAGUACUCAGAGUUUCACUACUUUGAUGACAUAUUGCAGGAUUUCAAAAUGACACCUGAGGAUCUUGAGGUGCCUAUUCCACGCUAUUUUGUGAGGGAGAAGAUGAGGGCACUAAAAGAGAGAGAAAAGAUGUUGGCCCAUAUUUUGGCGAAAGGAGGACGUCAGGAAACUAAAACUGUGCCAGUUCAGUCCAUGUCUGUGGAGCGGGCUGUGUGGCUGCUGCAGGUCAGUGAGCGAGCUCGGCAGGGAAGACUGAGAGCUCACUUCAUGAAGACAAUUCGGCAGGAGGAACAAAGAAGACUUCAGGGUAACUCUAGCAUGCUGGACCCUAACCAGGCAGCCACCUGCAUUCAGAAGGUUUGGCGGGGGUAUCGGGACAGGAGGAGGGUCAACAAGGAUUGUCUAGAGGAGAUGAUAUUUUUGGGAAUGAUACCAGCCCAGCAAACAACACCCAGCCCUGCCCAACUGCAUGCCCAGCAGGUGGAAAGCAGGAGGCAUUGUGUGCAGGAGGAGCAUGAGGCUGAGUACCAGAGGGCACUGGUCAACAUCAAAGAGUCGGUGCGGUCUGUUGAUGGGCCAGAUAUUAAAGAGAGCCUGCAAGAACAAAUACGCCAGUGGUUUCUUGAGUGUCGAGAUGCCACGGGGAAAUUCCCUGACUUCCCAAGUCCUGAGGAUGGAGGAUCUGCAUCUAUAUUUGCUCAGAAGACACCAGAACAGGUUGCUGCUGAAUUCGCUGCUAAAGAAGAAGAGAGGGAGAAGAAGAAAAAAUCGAAGGGAGAGAAAGACAAAAAAGGGAAUGACCGCAAAGAGAAGAAGAAAGAGAAGAAAGGGAAGAUGAAAGGAAAAAAGGGGAAAGGAGAUACAGAGGAAAAAGAGAAGGGAUGGAAGAUGACUCCCAGUAACUUCCUUCCUACAGUAGUCGAGGGAGCCAAACUGUACAAAGAGGUUUGGCAUAACCGAGAUGAAAAACAGAACUUCCUUCAAUGUUUUGAUGCUCAAUUGGUGUGUGAGGAGAAGAGAUUGGAAGUUGAAGAGGAGCUCAGAGUUCAGGUGGAUGAACUGAUGAGGCAGGAACUGAAAAACCUUAAGCUGGUGGUGGACCGAGACAAGGGAAAGAAAAAGAAAAAAGUCAAGAAAAGUAGUAAAAAGAAAAAAAAGAAGGGGCGGAAGACUGGAAAGAAGAAGAAGAAAGAGAAGGAUCUCACAGCUGACAGGACCAUAGAAUCACUGUAUGAGGAGCUUGUAAUGGAAGGCUUCAUAAUCAGGCCAAAGAACAUCAAGUUGACAGAUUACAUUGGCGAAUACAGUUACCUGGGCACAACAUUGCGGCAAGCAGAUAUUGAGCCCAUGCCAUCUCUCUCUGAUGUCAGACAGCUCAUCGCACUGUAUGGCGUCCUGCCUCUGGGCUCUCAGUGCGUCCAUGAAAGAGGGCCCCUGAUCCGGGCUCUGCUGCUUACGGGGCCGGCAGGAGUUGGGAAGAAGAUGUUGCUCCAUGCCCUGUGCACCGAGACUGGGGCAAACCUAUUUGACCUCUCCCCUUCAACACUUGCUGGCAAAUAUCCAGGCAAAAGUGGACUGCAAUACCUCCUUCACAUGGUCUUCAAGGUGAGGUGAAAUCAUCGGAGGCC
Molecule: messenger RNA, 2168 nt
Organism: Sinocyclocheilus rhinocerous
Lineage: Eukaryota; Metazoa; Chordata; Actinopteri; Cypriniformes; Cyprinidae
Gene: drc11
Product: dynein regulatory complex subunit 11
Exons: 15
Coding region: 259-2154 (631 amino acids)
Molecular function (GO): ATP binding; ATP hydrolysis activity; protein binding
Source: RefSeq, a predicted model, not a curated record